GCCGAACAGCUCUCACUGUCAGGAAGUUCUUCCUAAUGUUGAGGUGGAAUCAUAGAAUCAUAGAGAAUCAUAGAGUCAUAGAGUUGGAAGAGACCACAAGGGCCAUCCAGUCCAACCCCCUGCCAAGCAGGAAACACCAUCAAAGCAUUCCUGACAGAUGACUGUCAAGCCUCUGCUUAAAGACCUCCAAAGAAGGAGACUCCACCACACUCACAAAUGUGAGGAUAUUUCGUGUUUCUGAAGGUUUUCUGUGUAAAGAUCUUGUUAAUUCAGGCAGGGAGUGGAGCAGGAUGUGGAUUUGGGGGGACAUUAUCCUUAGAUCUCCUGCUCUGCAGAUGCUGCUCAUCUAACUUACUACCACCCUUCUUUCCCUCCUCUUCCAGGAUUUCUUGACGGACCUCAUGAUGUCUGAGGUGGACCGAUGUGGCGAAAAUGAGCACCUUAUUUUCCGAGAGAACACCCUCGCCACAAAAGCGAUCGAGGAGUACCUGAAGCUGGUGGGGCAGAAGUACUUGCAAGAUGCCUUAGGCGAGUUCAUCAAGGCACUGUACGAAUCGGACGAAAACUGCGAGGUGGAUCCCAACAAGUGCUCCUCUUCAGACCUCCCAGAGCAUCAGAGCAACCUGAAGAUGUGCUGCGAGCUGGCCUUCUGCAAGAUCAUCAACUCAUACUGCGUCUUCCCGAGAGAGCUGAAGGAGGUCUUCGCCUCGUGGCGCCAGGAGUGCAGCAGCCGCGGCCGCCCAGACAUCAGUGAGCGCCUGAUCAGCGCCUCCCUGUUCCUCCGCUUCCUCUGCCCGGCCAUCAUGUCGCCCUCCCUCUUCAGCCUCCUCCAGGAGUACCCCGAUGACCGCACAGCCCGCACCCUGACCCUGAUCGCCAAGGUCACGCAGAACCUGGCCAACUUUGCAAAGUUUGGCAGCAAAGAAGAAUACAUGUCCUUCAUGAACCAGUUCCUGGAGCACGAGUGGACCAACAUGCAGCGGUUCCUGUUGGAGAUCUCCAACCCGGAGACGCUCUCCAACACGGCCGGCUUCGAAGGGUACAUUGACCUUGGCCGCGAACUCUCCACCUUGCACUCUCUGCUCUGGGAGGUUGUGAUUCAGCUGGACCAGAGCACGGCAACAAAGCUUGGCCCCUUGCCACGCAUUCUGAGGGAUGUCAAUUCGGCCCUCAGCAACCCGUCCUGCGUGCAAGUCUCCAUCACAGCCGAUCAUGCUGCCUCACCGCCCAACGCCAGCAACAGCAUAUCUGUGGGGCUGCAGAAGAUGGUGAUCGAGAACGACUUAUCUGGGUCUGCGGGGGCCCAGCCCUCACCCGCCCGGAGCUCCAGCUACUCGGAGGCCAAUGAGCCCGACGUCCAGAUGUCCAACGGCAGCAAGAGUCUCUCCAUGGUGGACUUGCAGGACAGCCGGGUUCUGGAGGGUGUGCCCGCCCUCCCGGGGCCGGCCGACCCACUCGGCGACGGGCCCCCCUCCAUCGGGCAGGCCCCGGGCCCCUGGGGCAUGCGGACUCAGCAGAACGCCGUGGCCGCCAUGGCCACCGUGCGGCGGGCGGGCCAGACCCCCACCACGCCCGGCGCAGAGGGCGCCCCCGGACGGCCCCAGCUCCUGGCGCCCCUCUCCUUCCAGAACCCUGUGUACCAGAUGGCCGCGGGCCUGCCCCUCUCGCCUCGGGGGUUGGCGGACUCCGGCUCCGAAUGCCACAGCUCGCUCAGCUCCCACAGCAACAGCGAGGACUUGGCAGCGGUGGGCAAGCACGCCUUCGGCAACCCCGCCGCGGUCGCCGCCGCGACGGAGGACUUCAACCGGCGGGCGGGGGAGCUGGCCCGCCGGCAACUCUCGCUUUCGGACAAGGGCGGGCAGCCCACCAUGCCCCGGCAGAACAGCGGGGGGCCCCAGAGGCGGAUAGACCAACCGCCACCGCCCCCGCCGCCCCCGCCGGUGACUCGGGGCCGGACGCCGCCCUCGCUGCUGAGCACAAUGCAGUACCCACGCCCCUCCAGCGGGGGCAUGCUCUCCUCCUCGCCCGACUGGCCGGGCAGCGGGGCACGGCUGCGGCAGCAGUCCUCCUCCUCCAAGGGAGACAGCCCGGAGAUGAAGCAGCGGACGAUGGUGCAUAAGCAGGCCCCUUCUCCUGUGAACCCCAAUGCCCUGGACCGCACAGCCGCUUGGCUUUUGAAUAUGAACGUGCAGUUUUUAGAAGAGGAGAGCAGUGACCCAGACCCCAAGCACAGGGAUAAGAUCCGGAAUAAAGAGGAGUUCGGCCAAGGGGAAAAGCAGUAUCACCAGGACGCGGCGGCCCUGCAGGACAAGCUGCGCAUCUCCAACAAGAAGCUGGAGGAGUACGAAGCCCGCUUCAAGUGCCAGGAGGAGAACACGCAGAAGCUGGUGCUGGAGUACCAGGCGCGGCUGGAGGAGAGCGAGGAGCGCCUGCGGCGGCAGCAGGAAGACAAAGAGAUGCAGAUGAAGGGCAUCAUCAGCAGGCUGAUGUCAGUGGAGGAGGAGUUGAAAAAAGAUCACGCAGAAAUGCAGGCGGCUGUGGACUCCAAGCAGAAGAUCAUAGACGCACAGGAAAAGCGCAUCGCCUCCCUGGACGCAGCCAAUGCCCGGCUCAUGAGCGCCCUCACCCAGCUGAAAGAGAGGUACAGCUCGCAGACCCGUAAUGGGAUCUCCCCUACCAACCCGACUAAAUUGCAGAUUACCGAGAACGGCGAAUUCCGAAACAGCAGCAAUUGUUAAGCCGGUGGGAGUUGGCGGCUGCUGUUGCUGAGGGAGAUUGAGAGGAGAGGAGAGAGGAAGGAGAGGAGAGGAGGAAGGAGGAGGAGGAGGAGGAGGAGGAGAGAAAGAGAGGACAGCCCGGGCAGAGAGAGAGCAGCGGCGGCAGCAGCAGCGGCAGGAAGGGUGAGCCACCACGUUGCAAGGGUGCUUGGUGCUUCCUACCCGCCCACCGCCCCCCCCCCCGAGUGGGGGGAGGAAAGAGAGAACCCCACAGCCCUCUUUCACCAAAGACGGGGAGCCCCGAUGUCCCCCCAGCCCGACCCCGAGUUCGAGGGACGGGGAGACGGAGAGGAGAUCGCCGACCGUGCGGAGCAGAUCGUUGCAGGGAGGAGAGUCACCGCCCUUUCCUACUUCCUGAAGGACGCGCCUCGGGAGCCCGCUAGAGGCCGAGGGACAAGCUAGCAGGACUUGCGCGAAAGGUUGCAGGGCCAAACCGCCGCCCGCCCG
Zootoca vivipara (common lizard) is the source of this 3224-nucleotide messenger RNA. The record is from RefSeq and is a predicted model, not a curated record. NCBI's taxonomy places the organism in Eukaryota, Metazoa, Chordata, Lepidosauria, Squamata, Lacertidae.